AUGGAAGAAAGAGCCAAAGAGAAGCUGAGCGAGGGUGGCUGGUACUACGCCUCCUCAAAUGCAGGAAUGUCACACACACACCUCGCAAACCGACAAGCCUUCUACCGCCACCGACUUAUCCCAAACCAACUAAUCGACACCAACAACCGCUCAACAAGAACAACGAUCUUCAACCACUCAGUAUCUGCCCCAAUCGGCUUCGCCCCAAUCGGAAUAAACAAAAUCUACCAUCCAUCCGGCGAAGCCGCUGUCUCAAAAGUCGCCAACGAGCUCAACCUCCCCUACUGCCUCUCGACAGCGGGCAGCACCUCGAUUGAAAAAGUUGCAUCGGCAAAUGGACCUAAAGGGACAAGGUUCUUCCAACUGUACAUGCCACACGACGACGAGCUAACCAUCUCACUCCUAAAACGGGCCUGGGAAAACGGGUUCGACGCACUGAUUCUCACGACGGAUACAUGGCAGCUCGGCUGGCGACAUGACGACGUCGCGACGUCGAAUUAUGCAUUCUACCGCGGAUUCGGCGCUGAUCUUGGACUUUCGGACCCUGUUUUCCGGAAGAGAUGUGCCGCAGACGGAAUUGAUCCCGAUGUUGAUGUUGUUUCUGCGUCGACGAAGUGGAUUGAUUCUGUUUGGCAUGGACGGGCUUGGUCGUGGGAGAAGAUUCCUUGGUUGAUGGAGACUUGGAGGGGCAUUAGUGGAGGACGGCCGUUUGUUAUUAAGGGGAUUCAGUCUGUUGGUGAUGCGAGGAGGUGUGUUGAGCUUGGGGUUGAGGGGAUUGUUGUGAGUAAUCAUGCUGGGAGGCAGGUUGAUGGGGCUGUUGCUAGUCUUGAUGCGCUUGAGAGGAUUGUUGACGCUGUUGGGGAGAGGAUUUAUGUUAUGUUUGAUUCUGGGGUUAGGGGGGCGAGUGAUGUUGUUAAGGCGUUGGCGUUGGGGGCGAGGUUUGUGUUUAUUGGUCGACUUUGGAUUUGGGGGUUGAGUAUUCAGGGCGAGGAUGGGGUUAGACAUGUUAUGAAGUCGUUGUUGGCGGACUUGGAUAUUUUGAUGAGUGUUGCUGGGUACAAUGGGGUUGAAGAUUUCAAUCGGGAUAUUCUUGAGUCGGAUCCGAAGAAUUAUACGCUCAUACCGCAGAAGACCUUGUGA
Molecule: messenger RNA, 1140 nt
Organism: Penicillium expansum
Lineage: Eukaryota; Fungi; Ascomycota; Eurotiomycetes; Eurotiales; Aspergillaceae
Exons: 3
Coding region: 1-1140 (379 amino acids)
Molecular function (GO): oxidoreductase activity; FMN binding
Source: RefSeq, a predicted model, not a curated record